UCUGCGAAUAGUCAGGCCGGCGGUCGCGGUCGCACGCACACGCAUCGGCUGCUCGGUUCUGCCUCAGUUGCGCGAUUGCGUGCUUCUGGAUUUGUUUUAAGUAGUCUGUUCUUCGUCAUGGCUUCGCUAAUAUCUUCUCGAUUUAUCACAAAUUCCGCCUUGAGCCAAGUCUUCAGAUCGGCCCUAAUCGGUGGAGAAGGAAAAUGUUUGUAUCCCAAUAUCCGUGUUAGCCAAUGGUACCUGCCCAACAACUACAAUCAGCACAGAUUCUAUGCAGAGAAACAAGUUUACAAGAGAGACAAGCCUCAUUGCAAUAUAGGCACUAUUGGCCAUGUCGAUCAUGGUAAAACUACUCUUACAGCUGCAAUUACCAAAGUACUGGCUGAAAAAGAACUGGCCCGAGUGAAAAAUUAUGAUGAAAUCGAUAAUGCUCCUGAAGAGCGAGCUAGAGGAAUCACAAUUAAUGUUGCUCAUGUGGAAUAUGAAACAGAAAACCGCCAUUAUGGUCACACGGAUUGCCCCGGACAUGCUGACUACAUCAAGAACAUGAUAACAGGUACCUCAACUAUGGAUGGUGCAAUUCUUGUUGUCGCUGCUACUGAUGGUGUGAUGCCUCAAACGAGGGAACAUUUGCUUUUAGCUAAGCAGAUUGGAAUUAAACAUAUUGUUGUCUUCAUUAAUAAGGUGGAUGUUACUGAUGCUGAAGUCCUUGAGUUGGUUGAAAUGGAAAUUCGAGAUCUUCUCACUGAAAUGGGCUUUGAUGGUGAUGGCUGUUCAAUUGUCAAGGGAUCAGCGUUGGCAGCUAUGGAAGGGAAAACUCCUGAAAUUGGCUCUGAAGCUAUUGUCAAGCUGCUUGAUGAGGUUGAUAGAGUAAUCCCAGUUCCUGAGCGUGACUUGGACAAGCCCUUCAUGAUGUGCAUCGAACAUACAUGUGCCAUUCCUGGUCGAGGCACUGUUGUGACUGGCUGCUUAGAGCGUGGAUCAAUCAAGAAAGGCAUGGACUGUGAAAUUCUCGGUUAUGGAAAGCAAUUAAAAUCUGUCAUUACAGGAAUUGAAAUGUUCUGCAAGACACUGGAAGAAGCACAUGCUGGCGACCAGUUGGGUGCUUUAAUUAGAGGUAUGAAGCGUGACGAUGUGCGAAGAGGCAUGAUGGUGUGCAAGCCUGGUACCCAAAAGCUGUAUGAUGCUGCUGAAGCUCAAAUUUAUAUUCUGACAAAGAAAGAGGGAGGGCGAACAAAGCCUGUCACAUCUCGCUACAAUUCACAGAUGUUCUCCAAAACUUGGGAUAGCAUUUCUCAGGUUCACCUAAUAAACAAGGAGCUGCUUAUGCCAGGAGAAGAUGCACGUGUUAAAAUCUGGCUUCCCAAGGGAAUGGUUAUGGAGAAGGGGCAGCGUUUUACCAUUCGUGAAGGUACCCUCACAGUUGGCACUGGAGUCAUCAGUGAGCUUCUUCCUCCCUUGACUCAUGAAGAGAAAGAAUCCAUUUUGAUGUCCAAGAAAAACAUCGCCAAGCUAGAAUUGAAAAAGCAGCAGGCACUAGAAAAACAGGCGGCGGCAGCAGCAGCAAAGAAGAAGUGAGAUUUUCCAUAGGACAGUGUUCGGAACAUGCAUUUGUGUUUUAAAAUGAUGGAAAUAAAUUACCUUUUCUAAGACCUCUGGUCUGGGGUUCCAUCAAGUAUUCUCAUGAUAUUCAGAGUUGUAAAAUAAGAGACUGAAUAAUCAUGAUGGUAAUCAUCAACUGGCCGCUUUGAAAGUGAAUAGGAUUUGUCAUAUACUAGUCUGCUCCAAAGUGGAAAAUGUUUCCUGUAUACAUGGAUUUGGUACUUUACAGACAGCAUCAUGAUGUCCAGUGAUUUGAUAGUAUGUCCUUGAGUGAUUCAUCUGAAUUAGGCAUUCUUGCUUGCAGCUCAUGCAACUUUGUUACUGUUAUGGCUUCUGUAAGUCUUGUAAAUUGUAGGAAACACUUACUGAGAAUCUUUUGUAAUAAAAGGAAUAAUGAAGCUG
This is a messenger RNA of Thrips palmi, 2004 nucleotides long. RefSeq names its product elongation factor Tu, mitochondrial-like. The coding region runs from base 118 to 1578 and encodes 486 amino acids. NCBI's taxonomy places the organism in Eukaryota, Metazoa, Arthropoda, Insecta, Thysanoptera, Thripidae. The transcript is spliced from 10 exons. Gene Ontology annotation, cellular component: mitochondrion. The record is from RefSeq and is a predicted model, not a curated record. Gene Ontology annotation, biological process: mitochondrial translational elongation. Gene Ontology annotation, molecular function: GTPase activity; translation elongation factor activity; GTP binding.